AUGAAUAACCAGGCGCGGACCCCAGCCCCCUCCUCGGCGCGGACCUCAACCUCAGUCCGGGCUUCUACCCCGACCCGGACACCGACUCCACUCCGGACCCCGACUCCAGUCCGGACUCGGACCCCCAUCCGGACCCAGACUCCAGUCCUGACUCCGUCUCCGGCCCGGCUUCCCGCUCUGGUCCAGCCUCCCGCUCCAGCCCACAUCCCCACUCAGGUCCCGACUCCCGCUCUGGCCCGGGUACCCGGUCUGGUUCCGCCUCCUUCUCGGGCCUGGAUCCCUACUCCGGUCCCGACUCCUGCUCGCGUCCGGAACCCAACUCCGGUCCCGACUCCUGCUCCCGUCCGGAACCCAACUCCGGUCCUGACUCCGGCUCGGACCCUGACUCCUCCAGUCCGGGUCCCAGCCCCAGCCCCAGCCCCAGACCCCGCCCAGGUCCUGGCGGGGAUUCGGACCGCGCUCCCCGCCUUGGACUCCUACCCGGCCCCGGCCCUAUCUUUGGAUUCGCCCCUGGAACCUGCUCCGGAGCCGCCUUUGUCGCCCGAGGAGGACCCUGAGCCGGCCCCGAGCCUGAAGCUCAUCCCGUCGGUCUCCAGCGAGGCCGGGCCCGCCCUGGGGCGCCUUCCCACUCACACUCCUCUGGCCGCGAACUCAUCCGGGCCCACCCUGGACUUCACCUUGAGGGCAGACCCGUCGGCCACCGGGCUGGCAGAUCCCCACAUUCCCAGCCCUGUCCCCGCGCCCAUCCUGGGGACCAUCCCGUCGGCCCUCUCCUUACAGAAUUCUACGGAAACCUUGGUCUCCACCAGCGAGAACUUCGCGCUGGACAAGAGGGUCCUGAUUCGAGUGACCUACUGUGGCCUCUGAAGCUAUAGCCUUCGGUACAUUCUACUGAAAAACAGCCUGGAGCAGCAAUUUCCAAAUCACCUACUCUUUGAGGAGGUCAGAGCUGCCCAGGCUACAGGGGAGUUUGAGGUGUUUGUGAACGGGAGACUGGUCCAUUCCAAGAAGAGGGGUGAUGGCUUUGUGAACGAGUCUGGGCUGCAGAAAAUUGUGAGCGUCAUCUAUGAGGAGAUCAAGAAAAGGUAG
This is a messenger RNA of Mandrillus leucophaeus (drill), 1089 nucleotides long. It is a transcript of the gene SELENOV, whose product is annotated as selenoprotein V. The record is from RefSeq and is a predicted model, not a curated record. Gene Ontology annotation, biological process: response to selenium ion. NCBI's taxonomy places the organism in Eukaryota, Metazoa, Chordata, Mammalia, Primates, Cercopithecidae. The transcript has 5 exons. Gene Ontology annotation, cellular component: cytosol.